This is a messenger RNA of Ambispora leptoticha, 372 nucleotides long. The record is from the annotation of a GenBank genome assembly. Lineage: Eukaryota; Fungi; Glomeromycota; Glomeromycetes; Archaeosporales; Ambisporaceae.
AUGGCUACGAGAAUUAGAGACUACUACGACUUUGAGAGAAGAUGGUUUGAAAAAAACGCACCUAUAGGAGGAUUCACAAAUCCAAAUGGCGAGUGUUUCCCAGUUAACGCCGAAAAUUUAUUAAAAUCGUUAAAAUAUCGAGCAGAAAAAGCGAGCGUAAAAUGCCUCUGUAAUUACUUAUCUGGGAUUACUGGAUAUCACACACAAGUUCUUCGUUUGACGAAUUGGAAAGAGCAAGUCAGAAAUGACCAGCGCAUAAAAGAUUAUAUUGAUUCAUUACGAGGCUCUGGUCCAAUUGGAAUUAUGAGCGAGCAGCAUCGUCGUGGAAUGAAAAAUGCCAGGCGACGUGUUCACAAUUUGCAUACACAAUGA